Salvelinus sp. IW2-2015 is the source of this 2024-nucleotide messenger RNA. RefSeq names its product M-phase phosphoprotein 8-like. Lineage: Eukaryota; Metazoa; Chordata; Actinopteri; Salmoniformes; Salmonidae. The record is from RefSeq and is a predicted model, not a curated record. Gene Ontology annotation, molecular function: protein binding. Gene Ontology annotation, cellular component: cilium.
CAAUAGUCAUUUACAACAUUAACCAUGUCUACACUGUAUUUCUGAUCAAUUUGAUGUUAUUUUAAUGGAAAAUAAAUGGUAGUGUAGGUCUAGUUUUAUUAAUGUUGCUAUUAUUCAGUACUGUCAACCAUAUUGAUUUCACAGCAGCAGUUUAAGUUUUUCAACACUAAUUUAGGCUGACUAACCUGUAUAGGGUUUGAUAGCUGUUGCUUCUCUAUAUUAUUUAAUCCACUUGACUACUAAUAUUAUAUAUUUAAUCCACUUGCCUCCUAGAUAAUGUUAUUAUUGCAAGUCAAUCUUUGUUGAUUCUAAUUGCAUUAAGGUUCAAGGAGGAAUUAUGUAAAAACAUUUGUUUGUUUAUAUUUAUCAGUUUGUGUUAUAACUGCAACAGAUCUGCUACGGUGUUAGGUGUUAACUGAGAAAAAUUAUCAGGGGUUUCAACCACACCCCACUAUUUACUGUCUAAAGAUGUUUAAGUAGUUUUUUUUCACCAACAUGUAUUUGUAAUCAAGCUGCCUUUCGUUACCCCCUGGUGCUCAUUGUGUGUACUCUAGAUACUAUAUUUGCUUCGUUAAUAAAUUGUUACUUGAUGUAAAUGUUCAAAUGUUAUUCCAGUUCUCAGAAUAUUCAUAUAGCCUUCUUGAGGUCCACUAUUAGUGUUCCAACAGGGAUUUAGAAUUGUACCAAUAACAGUUCAAGGAAACGGCUUUGAGAUUUCAUGACGUAAUGCUAGGAAUCUAUCAUCACCAUUGCUUUAUGCUUUUAUGAACUUAACCUUUUUGGAUGAAAAGACAACACCCUAGGUAAGUAUAAAAUCAGCUAAACCUUCAAAUAAGUGAACUGCCCCUCUAAUUCUUUAAGCAAUUAGCCCCUCCCCAUUUAAUAUCAUAUGUAACUUGUUUGCUACAAGUGGCUUUGGAAAGCUGUGGUCCUCAGUAAUGAAGGAGUCUGUGUGUGUGUGUGUGUGUGUCUGUUGCCUUCCACAGGACACCAGUGGUAUGUCCAUGAGUAUGUUGGCAGCAGCAGGGGGACAGGAUGACAUUGUGAGGCUGCUGAUAAAGAAGGGGGUGAAGGGGAACGGACGGCAGAGGAACGGCACCACUGCCCUAAUGCACGCUGCAGAGAAGAACUUCCUGACCACAGUUGCUAUCCUCCUGGAAGCAGGGUCCUACGUCAACGCUCAGACACUGGGAGGAGAGACGGCCCUGAUGAAGGCUCCUGGGCGGUCCUUUAUCUGAACGCCAUCAGUAGAGUCCUUUUGAGGACGAACAAAAUGGCCGGAGUGGAUUGAGUGAUGGUUGCAAGACUCAUAGGGCUGUGGUCCAAUUUCUCCCCCUUUUGCACUUUUGUUUUAACUCCCCCUCAUCGAUUGAAAAUAAAUGGACUUGUCUAUGAAUUAUGGUGGAAAAUCUCUGGUUUAUUCUUACACCAAUCCAAUUAUUUUAAAUCCAUGAGGAGGAGUGGUCAAAUGCACACUUUGUGGAGUAAAUAAUUGGAAUGCAGUAUUUUGAAACAGGGCAUUUGUUUCUUCUUGUGUGAGAGAGUAAUAGCCAUGGUAGCUUAGAAUGCAAAUCCUGCUGAUGAACGACACAAGACAGAUGACAUCACAACUUUGACCAGCAAUUCAAGUCUGUCACCCAUUUGUUGCAAUAGAAUGGGACCGCAAAAUGGGAAUAAGUGCUUGUGAAUGGUUUGGAAUUAGGUUAGAUGUACAUCUAGAUUUUUUAAAUAUGUACUGUAUAUCAAAUGUCUAUUGAUAAUGUAUUUUUAUUAAUGGCCUAUUAACUAUAAAGGCUCAUACUUGUAUAAUAAGCACUGACAGGAUGCAGCUGUGUGACCAACUGCGGUCGAACUCAGGUUUCCCAAGGUUGUGUUGGCCUGCUGAGCUAAAAGCCUAGGCGUUAGCAGGGUGUUACGCAAGAUGCCAGAUCAUAUCAGUAAGGUUGCUCAUUCACAUGUGAUUUACACACAGACACUAUGAGCAUCAACGUUCCACUCUUCAACAAUAAAGUAUAGCCUAAUAC